GCCUUUUCCAAGUGGCUGCCCAAGAGGUCCCACUGGGAUGUGGACAGAAAAUAGGAGAAACCUUAUUAUCUAGUCCUUUGCAAAUUUUAUGUAUGUCUCUGCUGUGGGGCUGUAUUUGCACAGUAAUGUAGUAUAUAAUUUAUAAGUGGAUGCUUAUAUUUACUUCAUGAGGGCACACUUCAAUUCUACUUUUCACUGAAGAGGGUAUGUCAUCAGAAACAUUUGGAGAGGAUUGUCCAGAGGUUAGACGUGAACCACGUGAAGUCUUUCUGGCUUCAUCGUCUAUCUUCCCCUCUGCUCCUCCCUUCCCAAUGCCUCCCCUGUGACAUCACUGCUCCACCAACACUCAACCCCCAGUUGUCGGACACGCCCUGCGCUUUCACGCCUGUGGCCCUGGCAGAGGCCCAUCCUUUCUUGAGCCCUGCAAAUUCAGAUGCCCCAGCUCCUCUCUAAAGCCUCCUCUGGUGCUCGCAACUCCCCAGCUGCUCUCUUGGCGCUGUUCAUUCCCUGAGUCUCUCUGUUGCGGUCACUUGUUUCACUCGACAGUGCGUCAGUCUAGACUAUAAGCCCUUUGAGGGCCAGGCCCAGGGCUUAGUCAUAUGUACAUCCAGAACAGACAGAAGUGGAUUCACCCUGCCAACCAGGGGACACCCCGGGCCCAGUGAGGUUAAUCGGUCUUCACAAGGUCGGGUCUACUGACCCCACUAAUCAGCUUGAGCCUCCUAAUCCAUCACCAGCAGAAACCUCAGGACGGCAGCAGCAGCUCAUGAGGGCUGGCAGGGGCCAUCUUGGCCUUCUUCUGCAGACUCGGGCUGGGAGGGGAUGGGGCAACUGAGCCAUGUGCACCACACUCUUCCUGCUCAGCACCUUGGCCAUGCUCUGGCGCCGCCGAUUUGCCAACCGGGUCCAACCAGAGCCCAGUGGAGUAGAUGGGGCAGUUACAGGCACCAGCAUGGAGACAGACUGCCAGUCCUCAGGCAGGGAAAAAGAGCCUCUGAAGUAAGCCCUCACCUCCUCAGGUGGGGCUCAGCCCCAGGGCCCGAGAUCAGCUGGCCAAGGCAGCUCAAGUCCUGGUUUGCCCGCUACCCCCAAAGGACGCUGUGGUGGAAGCAGCAGCUGCAGGAGGGAGGAUGGGGACAGGGACGGGGACAAGCAGCUGUCGAGAAGGUAGACUCCCCUUUGGGCCCUGGGACCUGCCGGGCUGCACUUCUGCUGAGGCCCUGGCUGGUGGGGGGGGCUCCUGGCUGGGCAGGUGGGAGAGGCCCAGGUGCUUGAGCUCUGGGACGGGCUCCCUUCCUCUGAGGAGGCCCAGAGAGGGGGUCUCCAUGGGGUCCCCUGUGUAACUCUGGGGUCACCCCAGCCGCCUAGGUUAGAGGCGGGAAGACUCGUGCUGAGGGGCAGCCCCAUUCACCCUUUACUCUGGCCCUCACGAUAACCCACAGGGGCUGGUGACGUUCUUACCCACAGUUUAGGCAUGCGGAAACACAGAGUCUAGGAAGUGGGGGACCCCUGGCUCAUAUGGAGGUGGCAGAGCCCCACACUCUUCACCCCCACAGCACCGCCCCCUCCCCAGCCACUGGGAAGCCUGCAGCCGCUCAGCGGAGGCGGUCUCACCGGCCUGCCUGCCUGUCUCCAGCAGCUCAGCUGGUCCAGGGCUGUGUGCUGUCGGCUGGUGAUGGUGGCUCUCACUUCCUAUGACAUUUGCCUCUCCCGGGCCCCAGAGCUCACCCUGUCCCUGGCUGCUCUACUGAAAUGAUCAGUAGGAAAUGCCAGUUGGGUCUGUGACAUGUCUGCCUGCAGCUGGAUGGAAGCCCACAGCGUGACCUCGGAGUGUGUUUUCUGGGUGUGUGUGAGUGUGCACACGUGCCUGUGUUCCAAAUGGGCAGUAGCAUGUGGGAAGGGAGAAAACAUGACACUUGUUUCUGUCAGUCUGCUGACUGCUCAGUAACGGUGGCGGUGGCCUCCCUCUGCCCCCAGCUGCUCCGCCAUUUCUCUCUCUUUACAAUCCUGCCCGAUCCUAGGCAGAGAUAAAAGCAGAUUUCCGCUUCUGCUCCCUGCGAUCCAGGCGCAGACCCUGCCGGCAGCUGCUGCUGGCUGCCUCGUGGCCAUUUAUGUUCUAAGCACCCCAGCCUCACCCCCACGUGCAUCUCUCCUCCCCAUCCAGCCCCGGCUGCCCCCGCAGUGGGGUGGGCCUCUGCCCCUCUGGCCCCGGUCCCUGACUUUCAGGCCAGAAGAGAUGGAGUUGUUCUCCAGACAGCAGGAAAGGGUGAGACGCAGCAGACUAGGGGAACCCACUCUGAGUGACAGGGAGGAGGAGGCACGGGCUGCCGGGGAGGGGCUGCUCAGACUGCAGGGAGUCUGGCAGUUCUGUGGGAGCCUCUAAAAGUAGGGCAGGGUGGAGGCAGGGGAAGGGUCGCACCAGGGGAAGGAGCUCUGUGCUGGAACCAAAUCAGAGCCGCACUGCCUACUUGACACAGGCCAUGAGUUCAUGACCACCUGUCUCAGCUCCCGUCAGCCUGCCUUUCUCCGGGGAGGCAUCAGCCUUCCUGAUGACAGGUCUCUCAGGCAGAGGGCCAGAGGGCACUGUUCCCGGGACCCAGUCUGUGUUCCCUGAUCCUAUCUUGCUUCCAUUCUCUAAUCCACUUGCCGUGUUCCUGUCACUUCAUCCUUGCUUCUGCUGUCUGCCAUUUCCAAGUUGCCUGUCUCCUUCCGCUGGUCUGAGGAACUGUCAGACCAAGGUCGCCGAGCUGCACUAGGGCUGGCUCACAGCCCAGACGCACAUCCACAAAGUGACACCCCUUUGUAGCCCAGUUCGAAGAGCCUGCCCAGGAGAUGAAGUCUCCUCUGGGGAUUGGUUCCAGAAGAAGGGAGGGAAAGUGAGAGGAAGGGGCUGCUGGAGGUGGGGGGAUGUGUCUGCCGGGCCCUGGCAGCUGGGGUGCCAUGUGGGCUGGGCGGGAGGGGCUCUCCCCACCAGGGAGCAGGCUGGCUCUGGUGGGAGCAGAUUGUGUUUACACCUUCCCCACACACCCGGCCCACGCUCGCCUCUUAUUCUCAGGGCUCUCCCACCCCUGGGCUCUCUGCACAGUCCGCACAUUUGCAGCUCCUACUGCAGAGUUGCCACCCUCGGCCUGGAGCUCCUCUACAGAAGGCUGCCCGGGACCGGGGCCCCGUCCUCGGUCCACUGUCUCCUGUCACAGCGUUUGGUGUGAAGCCCAUGGCGGGGGUGAACGCAAUGUUCCCAAGAGGCUGAGUCCUUCUCCCCUCCCAUGUCCUUGGAAAGAGCCGCUGCCUAGAAGUGGGAGCAGGAAGUUUAGGGGCUUGGUAGACUGGCCAUGGUAGGAGGGAAGGGAUUAAGGGCAACUCGAGAGACAGGGCUGAGGCGCAGAGCUGGGUCACUCCUGGUCCAGGGCGUGGGCUGUUAUGAAAUCAUGAUAAAGAGUCUAAGAGCAAGGAGUCCAGAGUGCUGGGUUUAAAUCUUGACUCUACUGCCACUUCCUACCUCUGUGGCCUUGGGUAGGUUACUGAACAUCUCUGGGCCUCAGUUUCCUCAUCUGUAAGAUGGAGAUAACAGUGAACCUAUCUCACAGCAUUGUUGUAGGGUUAAUGUUAGAUGCUGUGUGUAAAAUGCUUAGCACGUUUAGUAAGUGUUCAAUAUAUGUGAGCGAGUGUGAUUGUGUUUGCCAACUAUCAAUCACUGAACAAUUAGUAAUUUCUGAAUAGUUAGUAGGUUCAGAACAGCUAGCAUCCCUCACCUCCUCCCCAUGGCCCUUCCUGACCUGUCUUCCCAGGUACACCACAGCUGGGCAAUAGGCACUUCUGAAGCAAAUCAGAGGACAGCAGAGGGUGGAACUGCUGGGGAGAGGGCACACAGUAAGAUCCAGCACCCAGUAAUACUGGGCGAGAGCACAGUGCUGUUGCUUCUGGGUACCUAGAACCUUGUCCCAACCUCCGAGGGCGGAGGGUCUUGGCCUGGAAAGCUUCCCCCAGCUGGCUCUGCUUCUCUGAAUGAAUCUCAGCUCCCAGAGAAGACAGGAGGUGGCUGCCCUGAUGUUUUUCCAUUCUCCGUCUGAAUGCUAAUCUCUCUGCUGGUGGGAGCCUGAGUGACAGGGAAAAGGCUGCUCUGAGCUGCAGGGUGGCCGAGGGCAGCAGCCAGGAGCUGGGAGGUGCUGCCGUCUGCUACUUCUGUGGCUGAGGCUCAGGGCUGCUGCCAGUCUCUCCCGGAGCUUGGGACAUGACCAGAGAGCUAAUGAGCGGUGGGGAGGGGGAGCAAGGGAAGCAGCUGCAGCAGCUGCUGCCGCCUGCCAUCACCCCAGGGUGCAGAGGCGGCCAGAGAGAGUACCCGCCCAUCCCACAUGUGACCGAGUGUCUGCAGGAGGGACGGUCCUGGGUGGGCGGCACAGAGGAGAGGCCCAGGUCCAAGCCUGGGGAGGGGCGUGGAGCGCCUGAUCUGAGGCCGGCACAAUGGCACAAGAAUAGGGGACUCAACUGGUCCCGCUUGCUUCCAGGGCCCCUCUGCACGGGCCUCGCUGUUAAGAAAAGCCCAAGACCUUGAGCUGGAGGUAGUAAUGCUUCUCUGUGAGCCUCAAAAGAACAGCUAAGUGGCUCCUACCGACAUUUACUUUAUAUAGUGAUACAGAUACCACUAAUAUUAUUGAUGAUGGCCAAUAGGUCUCCAACACUUACUCUGUGCUAGGCACUGUGCCAAGAGCUUUGUUUCUGUUUUUCUUUUUUGAGUAAAGAUAGAUUUAUUUAGAGAGAUACAUACUGCAUUGAGUGUAAGGCAAGAGAAAGGCCAGGAAGUGUGGGAGUUGGGCACUCAGGUUAAAGUAAAAGUAGGUACACAAUCCACAGACAGCGUGCAGGCCGUCUCAGAAGAGGAGGGAGCGAAAAAGGGCCCAAGAGCUUUACUUAUGAGCAUUGUCUCAUUUAUGAAGCAGGAACUGCUGUUAACCUCAUUUACCCACUAAGGAAAGUGAAGUUCACAGAACUUGCUCUAGGUCACUCGCAGCUGGUAGCAAAGCCAGGACCUGCUCCCGGGCAACAUGAUGCCAAAGCCUGUGAGGCUGUCCUGGCAGGGAGGACCUACGUCUAGAUAAGGAGCUGGGAGCAAGUCGCAGUGUGACCAUCCUCCAGGCACAAGGAUGGAGAGCUGUAGCCCCACCCCGGAGGUGCCUUUGCAGGUGGCCAGGAACGGUUAGCCAGGGCUACUCACGUGCUCUCCUCAGGAACCCAAAGUUCUAUGGCAGACCAGACUCUCGGUCCCGAGAGGGCAGUCCUUGCCUGCCAGUUGAGGGGAGUGAGGAGAGCUGCCUCUCCAGGAUCUGUCAUCCCCUUCAGGGAGGAAGCAGUGGCCACUGGCAGGGAUGACAGUGAGGCCAUCACUCACAGCCACUGCCACUGCCACACUGCUGCCUCCUUCAACCAGAGCAGAGCCCCUGGGAGGGAAAGGACGGCAGCCAGCAGCCCAGCUGGAGGGGGAACUGGAGGAGCAGGCGCUCUUUGCUUGUUUUUGCAGGAGGGAGGGUGCAGGGCAUGGGGACCAAGGAGGUGGCUUCAAGAAGGAUACACUGACUUAAGCUGGAAACAAGUCCAGGCACCUAAGGACUACAGACCCUCUCUGUGGGAUACACAUGCCCCCUAGUGGGGACUAAAACGAGAGGGUGCCUGAGAAAAUUACGAGUGACUGAUGACUAUGACCUAUGAGCCUGGGUAGGAAUGGCCAGUCCCAUCUUAUGUGAACACACAUGCCUGUUUAAUAGCACAUGCAGAAGCCAGGUGAGCUAAGCAUUAAAAGAAAUUAUUUAAUUUAUUCACUUGCUCAUUUAUUCAACAAGCACCUAUAGGGAACCUACAACGUACUAAUCGCAGGUUAGGGGUUGGUGUUGAGAAAACGAUGAAAGAGACAGUGCCGGCCUUUCCAGUCAGUACAAGACACAGGUCUCGGGCCUGGAAGCCUGGUUCUGCCAGCUCAGCCACUGCCUGGUCACGUGACCUUUCCUUCUCUGGACCCCAGUUUCCCCAUGUAAUAGGCAUGUAUUGAACCCAGGUGGGCUGGUGCUGAGGACGUAAAGGACUAAUGACCAUCCUCAGGAAAAGACUGUCUACUAAAAUGAAGGGGAUGGGCCAGAUGACCUCUGGGGGACCCACAGACUCUCCCAAUCCAGAGAGACUAUGACAGACUGUGUCUGGAGGUGCUAACAAAGACUUACUCACUCAACAGACAUUUACAGAGUGUCUGUGCGCCAUGCAUUGUGGAUACAGAAAUUAAUUGACUUCCUGUCAUAAACAACCAGAAAACUGAGCAAAAUAUGAGAAACAGACACUUGACAACAGGUAGCACACAGGACAGUGACCUCAUGACUGCCUCAGAUAGUUCCCUACCUGUGGCGUGGGGAGGGAAAGCCACGCAGACCAUGGUGGUCUCACUGAGGUGAGGAGACGUGAUCAGAGUUCAAGACAGUGCAGCAUUCCUAAGGACAUACACACAGAUCAACGGGAUCGAAAGACAGACAUGACAAAGGUGAUUCAACAGAGAAAGGAAAGUCUUUUCAACAAAAUAUAGGAAGCAUGAACUAUAAAAGCAAAAUGGAUAAACUGGACUUCAUCAGAACCGGGAAUACUGGGAGAAAACAUCCCCCAAGCAAGUAUCUGAGAAAGAACAUGCAUCCAGAGAAAUAGAAAGAACUCUGACAACUCUGUAAGACGACAGGCCAAUAAAAUUGCAGGGUUCUAAUAGACAUUCACAAAAAAAGUACACAAAGGGCCAAUAAACACACAGAAAGAUGCUCAACAUCAUAGUCAACAGGAGAAUGCACAUUAAAACCACAUCGAGAUAUGAUCACACACCCACCAGAAUGGCUAAAAUUAAAGACUGACCAUAACAGACGUUGGCGAGAGUGUGGUGCAAGUACAACCCUGUGAGACUUUGCUGGGGGAGUGUAAGUGUCACCACCACUUGGGAAACCAGCCUGGCAGUUUCCCCUGAAGUUAUCCAAGAGGAAUGAAAACUUAUGUCCACAAAAGGAUUUGCACAAAAAUGUUCAUAGCAGCUUUAUUAAUCAUAGCUCCAAACCGGACACCCCCAAAUGUCCACCAACAUGCAAAUGGGUAAAAAUAUUGUGGCAUAUUCAUACAGUGGAAUAACAUUCAGUAAUUAAAAAGGAAACAAACUACUGAUGAAAGCCACAACACAGGUACUUGAGAGAAGCCAGACACAAAGGAGCACCUACUGUAUGACUCCAUCUACAUGAAAUUCCAGAACAGGCAAAACUAAUCUAUAGAU
This is a messenger RNA of Vicugna pacos (alpaca), 7282 nucleotides long. It is a transcript of the gene PRCD, whose product is annotated as photoreceptor disc component. Gene Ontology annotation, molecular function: opsin binding. Lineage: Eukaryota; Metazoa; Chordata; Mammalia; Artiodactyla; Camelidae. Gene Ontology annotation, cellular component: photoreceptor outer segment membrane. The record is from RefSeq and is a predicted model, not a curated record.